AUGCACUACAGAGACGUGCACUCAAACGAAAACGGCGAAGAACUGACGAUUCGGGCACAUCCGCAAUCAGCAGUGGUGACUCGUCUGCAUUCGUCGAUUAAUUCCACCGAUGUCUCACAAACUUCACGCUCUUCGGCAAAUACUUCCAGCACCGGCACCACAGGUCGUGCUAUCAAAUUACAAUUUUCGGCACGUGCACGCAAACAACUUAAGAAAAUGAUGCCAGCGAAACACAUUGAAAAGCAUGCUUUAGAUUCUGAGGGCAAUUUGAAAUGUCACAAUGUACGACCGUUGGCCAGAUCAAUGAGUCGUGCAGAUCACGCGUUACUCACAAUGAAUACACGACAAAUCUUUACCAUAUUGGCCAUAGCAUUGAAUUUGAUCGGCGAUGACAUACAAUUGUGUGAUUUGGUACGUUUCAUUGACGAAGAGCAUGUAAGCACAAAAAAUGUGCUACCCUACUUUCCUGAGAACAUUGCGCCGCAUAGCAAGAAAAUGUUGCAGGAAAUACAAUUUUAUAAAUACCCUACGAAAUACAGUGAUAAGGCGUUACGUGAUCAUAUCGAGUUAUUUUCAAAAUUUAUCAACAUAAAAUCAUUUAAUCAGCCAGAUUUAAUAAAACUCACCGAACGCUAUGUAACUGAACUAAAUCUACCAGCAGACAUAACAACCUACGUCGAACGUUUGAUCAACUUACUGCCACCACAAAUGCGUACGCGCGUUCCUUAUGUUUAUCCAGCUUACGAAGCACGCGCUAUGGCUUACAUAAUAUUGGUGUUGAAAUUACUAUUCGGUCUCGAUGGUCAUACAGAGAAAUUAAUAACGCAUGCCGCUAGAAAAACCAAUCAGUGUUUGCAAAAUCUAACUGAAAAAGGGCGUAGCGCAAAUGCCAAUCUCACACCACCGCCACCACUAUUUAUUUGGGAGGAUUGGGUGGAGUUCAUCGAAAUGCGCAAAGUUAUAGUUUCACAUUAUAACUCCAAUUUUUGCCAACAAUUCAAGCAGUGUCAGAGCACUGCACAACUGUUGGAGGAAAUGGAAGAGGAGCAGCGUACAAAAUUGGAAGAAGCAGCGCUUACCAAUGAAGGCGCCACAGCUGAAAAUAGCUCUAGAGUCACCACCAUGCAUCGCAUAUUCCAACAAUUCUUGGAUGAACUGAAUAGCACCAAUCCAGAAGAACGCAGUGGCACUAUUAUAUUUCCACCCAGUCUAACACCUGCACAUUCAUAUUUCAAACGCAUUUUACUAUAUUGUUCGAAUGCUGGCGCUAACGCGGCCUACAAAAUACCGGAAUUCAUGCGUAUCGAUCACAUGCAACGCACUGCCGCACCAUACGUGCACGCGAAGGACUUGCAGGAAUAUUUCACAGAGCACAACUGGCAGUUGCUGGUACGACACUUGCCGUGCACUAAAGAACGCAACUGUGUUGGCAUAUUUCGGCCGUCAAACGACAAUAAAGAUCGUGUAAAGCAUGAUAUCUGCAAUAAGAAAGCUGACUUCAAUAUAAGCGAAGACAAAUGGCUGGCAGAAAUUGAGGAAGAGGAACUCAUUGAGGAGUUGGAAUUUAAAACAGAAUACGAUAGAUACGAGAAGAGUUAUGUGAAGAAGAUGCAGACAGAUACAAUAAAACGGCUGCAAGCUAUGCAAAUAGCUGCCGUCAGCACACAAUUUGAUAAUGUAGUAGCUGCCACAAAUCAAAAUCAGGUGCCGCGUAUUGUGGAUGCUGCCGAUGAGUGCUCUAUACCAGCACCACCAGACGAAACUUUAGUGGCAAACGAUGAAACUGACGUAUCAGCGCUGCAUUCAAUCAAUGCUUUCAGUGAAUGUGAUAUGGAACCGAUUAAAAAAUCAGAUGUACCAUUAAUUUUACAACCACGUAGAGGCCUCAAUCAAAUACGGCUCUUCGAUGGGCUCAGCGACGAUGAAGCUGACAUUGUAGAUGCCAAUGAAAUCGAUUGCAAUACAAUUGUCAAUGAAGCAGAAAGUACAUGCACCUUUCUCACCACCAAUAUGGAUUGUUGGACUCUGCUGGGCUAUUCACAUAACCUCAAUAGUUGUCAGAAGAAAAUACUUCAAAGCAAGUUUUCACGUUCAUUUUUCUGGUUGCUCGAAACAUGUGCACAAUCCAUCAAUGUCGAUUGGUGCAUAUUAUACGAGGAACUGCUGACACUUGAGCUAAUGUUUGCCUAUGGUAUUGAAGAUUUGACAUUUUUUCAAGAUUGUAUACGUUUUAAGUACAAUAAUCCAAUCAAAGAUUUCAAUAUGAUGAUCAAUUCAUACAGAGAAUUGUGGUGA
Zeugodacus cucurbitae (melon fly) is the source of this 2295-nucleotide messenger RNA. Its product is annotated as TATA box-binding protein-associated factor RNA polymerase I subunit B. The record is from RefSeq and is a predicted model, not a curated record. Bases 1 to 2295 code for a protein of 764 amino acids. The transcript has 4 exons. Gene Ontology annotation, biological process: RNA polymerase I preinitiation complex assembly; nucleolar large rRNA transcription by RNA polymerase I. Gene Ontology annotation, molecular function: RNA polymerase I core promoter sequence-specific DNA binding. Lineage: Eukaryota; Metazoa; Arthropoda; Insecta; Diptera; Tephritidae. Gene Ontology annotation, cellular component: RNA polymerase I core factor complex; RNA polymerase transcription factor SL1 complex.